Molecule: messenger RNA, 960 nt
Organism: Pieris napi
Lineage: Eukaryota; Metazoa; Arthropoda; Insecta; Lepidoptera; Pieridae
Product: gustatory receptor 68a-like
Exons: 1
Coding region: 1-960 (319 amino acids)
Biological process (GO): sensory perception of taste
Cellular component (GO): membrane
Source: RefSeq, a predicted model, not a curated record
AUGGUAAAGCCUACUCAAACACCAUUGAAUGGAGUAACGUUUGAAAUUUUAAGCUUAUCACCUUCUAUAUUUAUGACAAGUCAGUUCAUUACUUCUUUGAUUGUUCCCUUUCUAUUUUCAAAACAAAAUAUGAUAUUUAUAAAAACCAUAUCUGAAAUUGAUUCUUUAUUGGGUAUUAAUGAAGAGUUUUAUUCUAAAUGUAAACGUAAUACUAUCAUUAAAAUCUGUGCGCUUGUCAUUUCUUUUAGCUUAAGUACAACAUACGAACUUUAUGUCAACCAAAAGAUGACAGUUAUGAUCAUGGCAGUCAUAUCGUUUGGGCAGAAAUUACAAACGGUAUUCUUUUCCAUCUAUAUUAAUAUGAUAACAGAGAGAAUAAAUGUAUUAAAUAAUCAUUUACGAAAUUUCACCCCUAACAAAAACGGCAUAGUUAUAAAGAAGACUUCACAAUUGUAUUACAUUGGUUGUAAAGUUGAAAACAUGUCAAUAAAGUCAUUAUCCAUCGCUUACAGUUUGAUGUCGAAUAUGAUAGUAACGAUUAACAGAAUUUUCGAAAUCAACAUUUUCCAAACGCUGAUUUCAACAUUUUUUUACGUAAUCAUUGCUUUAUGGACAUAUAUUUAUUACUAUCGAAUGUUAAAGGAUUCGACAUCUUUCGUAAGAAACCUAUUUUGGUGUAUUGCCGAACUAUUUUAUCUUGCCCUCAUAUGCUGCGUUUGCGAGAAAGUUGUUACCAAACGAAAUGAGACAAAGGUUCUUGUAAAUGAAAUUGUUAUGAAUUACAACUUCUCUGGCGACGCUAGGGGCCAAGCUAAAACAUUACUUGAAGUAGCGAGUGCUUGGAAUUGGAAAAUAAUCGCUUAUGGAAUGUUUGAAAUGAACAUUACACUCUUACUGAAGUUUGUUAGUGUUGCCACUACUUAUUUAAUAUUUCUAUGCCAAGUAUCGCAUCUUGUUUAG